AUGUUUUCCGGCGCCUCCUGGCCAUCGACCUCCCUGGGGAGCGGCCUCGCGAGGGGCAGGCGCUGCUCGCGGCCGCUCAGGCAGCCGCCGCGAGUGGUGGCCGAAUCCGCCAGCCUGAAAAUCCCCGACAAAUUCGCCAAGGUAACUCCUAGAGGCGAAUAUGUAUAUGUGAAGGCCGGGCCCGAAGAAGAAAAAACGUUGGGAGGUAUACUGCUGCCGCCAUCAGCAGCCCAGAAACCAACCACAGGCACGGUUGUCGAGCUUGGUGAUGGCAAAGUGGGCUCCAAAACUGUCAAAUUCUCUCUGAAGGAAAAUGACACAGUGUUGUACAGCAAGUUUGGAUUCAUGUACACUGAGCUGGACAAGGCUGGAGAGCGAUAUCUAUUGAUCAGAGAGGAGGACGUCAUUGGGACACUGCCAACGCGUGCUGAAGAUGCCACUGCCGAUGACUGUGCCAAGCUGCAGCCAUUGGGUGACCGUGUGCUACUCAAGAUUGUUGAAUCCAGUGACUUGACUGCUGGUGGCGUCAUUCUCCCGGAAAGCGCGAAAGAGCGACCCAUGCUAGGAGAAGUGGUACGAGUGGGCCCAGGAAAGGAGGGCAAGGAUGGAGAAAUUGUGCCCUGCAAGGUGAAGCCUGGAGAACUAGUCCUGUAUUUCAAAUAUGCAGGCGAUGCUAUGGAGACCUUGCAAGGGGAGAAAUACAUCGUCCUGCACGAAACGGACAUCCUGUGUAAGGCGUGA
Messenger RNA from Ostreobium quekettii, 741 nucleotides. The record is from the annotation of a GenBank genome assembly. NCBI's taxonomy places the organism in Eukaryota, Viridiplantae, Chlorophyta, Ulvophyceae, Bryopsidales, Ostreobiaceae.